Messenger RNA from Oikopleura dioica, 1266 nucleotides. NCBI's taxonomy places the organism in Eukaryota, Metazoa, Chordata, Appendicularia, Copelata, Oikopleuridae. The record is from the annotation of a GenBank genome assembly.
AUGGGCGUUUUGGACGCAGUGGGCAUCCAGUUUUGCAACGAAUGCAACAAUAUGCUCUACCCACGGGAAGACAAAGUGAAUCGAGUGCUGCUCUAUCAGUGCCGGAACUGCGAGCUGAACGUCGAAGCUGAAAGACCGUGCAUCUAUGUGAACAAACUCAUCUCCACCCUGAACGAAGUCAAGCAGAUAAACACGGACGUAGUCAUGGAUCCGACUCUGCCAACGACUUCGCACAUAAACUGUCCCCAAUGCAACGCCAACCAAGCGGUGUUCUUCCAGUCCUACUCGACGCGAAAAGACGCGAAGAUGAAUCUCUUCUAUGUUUGCAAAAUCUGCCGUUACAAAUGGACAUGUAGCAAAAGCAUGAACUCUCGAUUGAUCGCCGUUUCGCUGCGAUCUCUGAAGGUUCAGAACGUCUCGGUCGUUGGUUCCGGGCUGAUGGGCGCUGGAAUCGCCCAGGUCGCCGCCCAAACUGGCCACAACGUCGUCCUCAACGAUUUGAACGACGCCGCUCUUGGCAAGGCGCAAAAAGGUAUCGAAAAGUCGCUUGGCCGCGUCGCCAAGAAAAUGGGCGACGAGGGUGCAAAAUUCAUCGAAGACACCAUGUCGCGCAUCACCUUCACGACCAGCGUCGAGGAAACCGCUGCCAACGCCGACUUGGUCGUCGAAGCGAUCGUCGAGAACCUCGCUGUCAAGCAAAAACUCUUUGCUGAUCUCGAAGCUGGCGCCUCGGCCAAGUGCAUUUUGGCGACUAACACUUCUUCCCUACCUGUCAGCGCCAUCGGCGCCAACCUCAAGGAUACGACUCGAUUCGGCGGUCUCCACUUCUUUAACCCCGUUCCAAUGAUGAAGCUGCUUGAGGUGAUCAAAGCGAACGACACUUCGGACGAAGUGUUCCAGGCGAUGCUCGACUGGGGCAAGGCGAUGAACAAGACCACUGUGAAAUGCAUCGAUACUCCCGGCUUCAUCGUCAACCGACUUUUGGUGCCCUACCUGAUGGAAGCCAUUCGACUCGUCGAGCGAGGCCACGCCACCAAAGAGGAUGUUGAUAUCGCGAUGAAACUUGGAGCUGGGCAUCCAAUGGGUCCACUCCAGCUCGCUGAUUACGUCGGCCUGGACACUUGCAAGUUCAUCCUCGACGGCUGGCACCAGGAGUACCCUGACGAGCCGCUUUUCAACCCCGUAGAAACCCUCAACAAACUCAACGAAGAAGGCAAAAUUGGUAUGAAGUCCGGCGAAGGAUUCUACAGCUACAAAAAGAAGUAA